AUGGCUGAAUACCAUCCUCAACGCAGUCCCCGGGCAGUAGCAGAUCUUGCACAACAAAGCAGCAAUGAACCAAAUCCACAGCACGACCAGUACAGUCCGAUUGAACCACCAGUGCAGGAAAAUGAGGAUGAGACGCUGAAGCUUGGAUAUAUCAAUGACGAUGCAAGCCACCGACAGACGGAGAUAGAUGCCCAUGCAGAGGGCGAGCCAUCAAGGACGGAUUCGGAGUUGACCAGGCACGAUACCGUCGCGACGACCAGGACCACCACUCCUGGUGGCCGCCAGCCUAGCCUGACAAACACGGUGUCCCGCGUGCCCACAGCGACGAAACCGCCCUCGUUCUCCCUGGCGCACGAGAUCCUCUUCAUCGCCGUCAUCAGCUCGGCACAGUUGCUCACACAGUCGGCGCUCGCACAGUCCAUCGCCCCCCUGCACGUCAUCGGCCACACCUUCAACACCACAAACCCGGGCCAGCUGUCGUGGCUCGCGGCUGGCUACUCGCUGACCGUGGGGACGUUCAUCCUCCCCGCGGGCCGCUGGGGCGAUCUGUAUGGGCACAAGCGCCUCUUCGUGAUCGGCUACUUCUGGUUCGCCGUUUGGUCACUGGUGGCCGGCUUCGCGGCCUUCUCGCGCUCGCUGAUCUUCUUCGCCUUCUGUCGCGGCAUGCAAGGAAUCGGUCCCGCCAUCCUGCUACCCAACGGCGUCGCCGUGCUAGCCCGCACCUACCCGCCCGGCAAGCGGAAGAACAUGGCGCUCAGCAUCUUCGGGGCCACCGCUCCCGUAGGCUUCGUCGUCGGCGCCACCUUCUCCGGCGUCUUCGCCCAGUUCGUCUGGUGGCCCUGGGCGUACUGGGUCUUGGCUAUGGUGCUGACCCUGGUCGGGGUGCUGGUAAUCUUUGUCGUACCGCCCAUGCCGGUCACGGGCCCGUCGGCCACCGUCCAUGAGCUGGACGUCACGGGCACCAUGCUCGGCGUGCUGGGCCUGAUUUUCUUCAACUUUGCCUGGAACGAAGGUCCCGCCGCAGGAUGGGGCAAGGUCUAUGUCUAUGUCCUGCUGAUCAUCGGCGUGGUGCUGCUCGUCGCGUUCUUCUGGUUUGAGAAGAACCGGGCCACGUUCCCAUUGCUGCCCAUGUCGUCGUUCACCAUGGACACGAACCUCGUCUUCGGGUGCGAAGCACUGGGCUGGGCUUCGUUUGGAGUAUGGGUGUUUUAUCUAUGGCAAUUUCUCGAGCUCGAAAGAAGCCAAUCCAUUCUGCUCUCAGCCGCCCAGCUCGUGCCCACGGCAUUGUCCGGUUGCAUGGCGGCCAUUACUACCGGGCUUCUGAUCGCCAAAAUGCAGCCAGGUUGGAUCAUGCUCAUCAGCAUCAGUGCCUUUCUGACCGGGAUGAUCCUGCUCGCCACUAUGCCGGUGGACCAAACUUACUGGGCGCAAACUUUCGUCGCUGCCGUUAUCACGCCCUGGGGCAUGGACAUGUCGUUCCCGUCCGGCAAUAUCGUGUUGUCUGACCACAUGCCGCCCGAGCAUCAGGGACUCGCGGCGUCCCUCAUCAACACCGUCAUCAAUUAUAGUAUCUCAAUCGGAUUGGGCAUGGCUGGGACGGUUGAGGUACAUGUGAACUCGGGUGGCCGCAACCCGCUGCAGGGCUACCGGGGAGCUUGGUAUUUGGCCAUCGGAUUCGACGGACUGGGCAUUUUCUGCGCCGUGUGUCUGAUUCUUUCUUGGAGAGCGCGAAUCAAGGGGAAAGAAAAGGACAACAAUCAGAAGGAGGUGGAUUUGGCGUAA
Molecule: messenger RNA, 1782 nt
Organism: Fonsecaea erecta
Lineage: Eukaryota; Fungi; Ascomycota; Eurotiomycetes; Chaetothyriales; Herpotrichiellaceae
Exons: 3
Coding region: 1-1782 (593 amino acids)
Biological process (GO): transmembrane transport
Cellular component (GO): membrane
Molecular function (GO): transmembrane transporter activity
Source: RefSeq, a predicted model, not a curated record